Messenger RNA from Frankliniella occidentalis (western flower thrips), 453 nucleotides. RefSeq lists its product as uncharacterized. The record is from RefSeq and is a predicted model, not a curated record. NCBI's taxonomy places the organism in Eukaryota, Metazoa, Arthropoda, Insecta, Thysanoptera, Thripidae. The transcript has a single exon. Bases 1 to 453 code for a protein of 150 amino acids.
AUGACGGGGUCAAGAAAAGGUGAAACAGUUGGCAUCUUUAGAAUUACCAUCACAACUAAUGAAUUGAGCCUGCCUGGAAAGCUGCGAAGACGUCAAUUUCCCUUAAAACCAUGCUACGCUAUGACAGUCAACAAAUCGCAGGGCCAAACACUAAUAAGAGAAGGUCUCUACUUAAGGACUCCGUUGUGGUCUCACGGCCAACUCUGCGUCGCCCUCAGCAGAGUACGGUGUAGACAAGCAGUCAAGAUAAUGGGUAAAGAGGGGCAGGAGCAGGGUAGAAUUAAUGCAAACCGAGGAGCUGCUAUGGCGGGCAACAACAUUUACACCCUGAAUCACAUUUAUGCUGAAGUUUUGCAAGCAGUCAACCAAAACACCUACUUACCAGCUGAACAGCAGGGCAACAAUAUGGCCGCAGACGUCCAGCCAAUGUACAUCGAUCAAGAAGAUGAAUAA